Molecule: messenger RNA, 2026 nt
Organism: Linum tenue
Lineage: Eukaryota; Viridiplantae; Streptophyta; Magnoliopsida; Malpighiales; Linaceae
Source: the annotation of a GenBank genome assembly
CCCAAACAAGAAAACGAUAAGUAAAGAAAAAACUGUUUCUCCAUCCACGUCAGGGAAAAGGAAAACCUCCCGGAGCUCAGCGACGGCGAGACCUUAAUUUUCCUUUCUCCGUUUCUCUUUCCCUACGAGCUCGCCUACUCUUUCUCUCGAUUAUUGCCUUGCCAAGCAGAAACCGUAAGAGCCUGCGAUUCUGCGGAUUUUUAUUGAAUGGAUUUCAGUUUCUCGGCCAGUAAUAUCAAAUGGUAAUGGAGAGAGCUCAGGAUUCAGCUGGAAUCGCUUGGGAUGCAAGCCACCUAAAUGUGAAUGGGAAGAUAGAGAUGCCUCAUGGGAACAAUCUCGCGGUGCAUACGCCCAAUUCUCAUCUCCAUGGGUUUACUACUACACAGAAAGAAGAAAAUAUUCAUAAUCAGGAGUCACUUGCUGGUUUCAUAUUCCUCUGUAACAGGCAGACAAAGCCUCAGUGCUACCAGUACCGUGUUUUCGGGGUUCCCAUACCUAAAUUGCACGUCGUUCAGAAGAUCAAGCCAGGGAUGAAACUUUUCCUGUUUGAUUUUGAUGCUAAGCUUCUCUAUGGUGUUUAUGUGGCGACCUCUUGCGGAGUAUUGAAUUUGGAGCCUGCUGCUUUUGGUGGGAAUUUUCCUGCACAGGUUGUGAGCUUCCGUAUAGACAGAGAUUGUCUGCCUCUACAUGAUAGUACCCUUAAGCACAUAAUCCAUAAGAACUACCAGAAGGGAAGAUUCACUCAAGAACUAAGUUAUGUGCAAGUUCAAGGUCUUUUAUCGGCAUUUCGGCCUUUUGGAAUGCGAUCAUUGGAAUAUGUGCCUCCUAUAAUGUGUCAUGAAUCAAUGCCAGUAGCAUUGUCUGGUACAGCUGGUGUGGAUCAGUCCCAGCCUUUGAAUUCUUAUGAUACCGCGAUGCAUCGAAGUCAUGACCAAGCAGAAUCAGGCUCCCAAUAUGCAACACAAACCAAUGUACAACCCCAGCAUGGUUAUUAUGGACCCACAAAGGAUGGGGUUCCUGAUCACUUAUCAACAAACCUGAACGAUCGGCCAGCUUUUCAACCAUCUUAUUAUACAACCUCACAUGACUCUAGGUUGCAAUUACAACAUACCCCAGCAGUAUCAGAUGUUAAAUAUGAUGCUAUACCAAUGGAUAGAGGCCACCAGUAUGGACAUUAUAGAAACAUAGAGAUCCAGGGGACUACACAUCUACCAGCGGGGCAGCAAGCUCAACUGGCUCCUCCUACUCUGUCUUAUUCAUCACAUCCUUAUGAAGCUAAUACUGUGCAGCAUGGUUAUGUCCUUCCUGCAGCGGUUAGUGGAACUCUUGAGCACGGAGGCCAACAAAGACCACUAGAACAUUCCUUACAACCUCAUAUUCAUCCAUCUUCAGUGGCCACGUAUGAUUACAAACAGGGGCAACAAGGUUACUCGCAUGUCAAUCCACCAUCACACGCUGUUCCUGCACUAGUCCAACAGGCAGAGCCACUUAUGGAUCCUUAUCAUAGUGAUAGGGGUGUAGUGGAGACCCACCCCAAUUACCAAUACUACAACUGGAACAAUCAUGAGAACUAUGGGUUACAACAAUCACAAGUGAACCAUGAGGCUUAUUUGCAGCAGGGGAGCAGCUAUCAACAAUAUAGCCCAACCACAGUGUCGUAUACACAACCACAUCACCAGUGAGAAACUCAGACACUAGUAAGUGCCCGACAGUGCCCACGCUCUAGGGAAAACUCUCUUCUUCUUGGUUAGGUCAGCAGUUUCAGUUUGUGCAACCUAACAUAUGUAAACCCUGGGGCAACUUUAUCCUAUAAAAGUCUCCUGAUACUAAGAUCCUCAACUGCUGUCUUUUUGGGGAAAAAUCACAAAAUACAUAUGUUAAAAAAAAUUAUCAAAAUACACACAUUAUAAUUUUUUUUUUUCAAUCUACACAUGUUUGGGCAUUCACCGCUGCAGAGGAGGGCAGUGAAGGCUUUACCGCGUUUGUCGGCCGCGGUAAAGGCCUGACUUGCGUUGAAACUUCAAAC